AUGCUGCCGUGCCAAGAUCUACUGCAGGCCAACACUGAAUUUGACUCUGAGUCCUUGUCAGAGUCUGAUUCGGAUGACUCAGACAAAGAGCUUGUAUGCAUCUGUGCCACAAUUGCACCUGCUCCUGUAGAUGCAACAUCUCAGGAGCUCCGUCAGGCUCUCGAGGUCACUCAGAAGUUGUUACUCAACUUGUGUAGUACAUACUGGGAGACUAUGAAAAGGAACGCACUCCUUGAGGUGGCAACAUCCAAAGCCAAGGAAGACACCAUCCGAACUCUUGGGAGGAAGUACUCCAUCACUCAUUGCCUUUGGGUUAACGUUGAGAUCUUCCCGUUGUGUACUUGUCCAGACAUCAAUCUUAACAGCAAGGAAUUCUGGAUAAGUGGGGUGUCGAUGGAGGAUGGUGUAAAGGCUGAACUAUUCCAGUUCAUUCCCACAGAAGAGCACAAAUUGAUGAAUUAUCAGAGUUUUGGCUCUCAGUUCGGGAGGGGUGUCAGUAAUGCUCAUUCCGAAAUGGCUUCAGAUGUCAAGGCAUGUGCUGGUGCCAUCUUCAGUCUGAGUGUGAACAUCUUCAUACGGGGCUACAAACGACAUGAAGACGCCGGAUGUCAUGCACUUUUACUGAGUCCCCAUGGUGACUAA
Molecule: messenger RNA, 642 nt
Organism: Suillus fuscotomentosus
Lineage: Eukaryota; Fungi; Basidiomycota; Agaricomycetes; Boletales; Suillaceae
Exons: 4
Coding region: 1-642 (213 amino acids)
Source: RefSeq, a predicted model, not a curated record